This is a messenger RNA of Diachasmimorpha longicaudata, 6114 nucleotides long. It is a transcript of the gene rdgB, whose product is annotated as protein retinal degeneration B. NCBI's taxonomy places the organism in Eukaryota, Metazoa, Arthropoda, Insecta, Hymenoptera, Braconidae. Gene Ontology annotation, biological process: phospholipid transport. Bases 736 to 4596 code for a protein of 1286 amino acids. Gene Ontology annotation, molecular function: metal ion binding; phosphatidylinositol transfer activity; phosphatidylcholine binding. The record is from RefSeq and is a predicted model, not a curated record. The transcript has 13 exons. Gene Ontology annotation, cellular component: cytoplasm.
CUCGUCUGCACUGAAAUACUCACAUACCACUGGAGGCUAACGUUGUUUGGAUGAACGUGCAGUCAUAGCAAUGUGAUAAUAACACUGUGUUUGUCAUUAAAAACAAUCAAGAGGAAGUGUCCAAUGAAAUCAUCAGCAAUUGUACCUGGCGACACCUUGAUAUAACGUGCAUCUGCGCGCCUCGUCUCCACGUACAACGAUCAAUAUUCGGAAUAGUUUGAGCCUAGAAGUAUCAUCGGGGAUGAUAGUAACCCACUGUGUACCCAACUGCCGGUGGGCAUUAAACCUCCUCCACUGUCUCAGCAACUCCACGACCCUCAUUUUUUCCUGAAGAAAACACUGGGCUAAUGAGCCAUUCAACAAUUCCAACUACGUAGUUUGUCAUCCAGUCAUUAAAUUGAAAAAAAAAAACGCAGUGGGGAUUUCAUCAGCGCAGGCGUAAGGUUUUUUUGUUUUAAAAGAAAAAAAUAUUAGAAAAAUAGUGAUGGUGGUGAUGGCACUUUCAGUACUUCGCUGACGUGAAGUCCGACAAUGUGGGAUUAUCCAAGUGAAGAUAAAUGUCUGUGAUCUAAUGAGCCCUGUGAUUAAUCAAGAAAAAUUGUAAUUUCAGUGUUGACAGUUGUUUGAAAUUUUAUAAAGUAACCACUGAUAACUGGGAUUUAUCCAGAGGGCGGGGGUAAUUCAACGGUUUAGGGACAAGAGAUGAUUCUACUGCAGAUCUGAUCGACAGCCAAGAUGCUGAUCAAGGAGUACAGGAUACCACUGCCACUGACGGUGGAGGAAUACAGAAUAGCUCAGUUGUACAUGAUAGCGAAAAAAUCUCGAGAAGAAAGCAAAGGAGUGGGUAGUGGUGUUGAGAUAAUCGAGAACAAGCCCUAUACAGAUGGUCCUGGUGGUAAUGGGCAGUACACUCACAAAAUUUAUCACGUCGGUUCUCAUCUACCCGGUUGGUUCAAAAGCCUGUUACCAAAAUCAGCCCUAACCACCAAAGAAGAAGCCUGGAAUGCUUAUCCCUACACCAAAACACGUUACACGUGUCCAUUCGUUGAAAAAUUCUCUGUUGAGAUUGAAACCUACUAUUAUCCCGACAAGGGACACCAAGAAAAUGUCUUCAAACUCACUGGAAGUGACUUACGUAAUAGAAUUGUUGAUAUCAUUGAUAUUGUCAAGGAUCAGUUGGUUGGUGCUGAUUACGUAAAAGAAGAGGAUCCAAAGUUAUAUGUUUCGGAUAAAAGUGGUCGAGGUCCCCUGGGCGAGACAUGGCUCGAGGAUUACUGGUCAGAUGUCAAGGGCAAGAGCCAACCAACGCCAUCAGGGAAAGCACUAAUGUGUGCCUAUAAAUUAUGCAGAGUUGAGUUUCGUUAUUGGGGUAUGCAAACAAAGCUCGAAAAGUUCAUUCACGAUGUAGCUCUCCGGAAAACGAUGGUAAGGGCCCACAUACAGGCAUGGGCCUGGCAGGACGAGUGGAUAGGUCUGACGAUGGAGGACAUUCGAGAAAUCGAGAGACAAACGCAAGAAGCACUCAAGAAAAAAAUGGCAGCCCUUGAAGCUGCUGAAAGAGGUGAAUCAGUGGAGACCUACGAGGAUGAAAACUACGAUGAUGACAGUAAGAGCAAUUCUGUUGCAACACCACAGGAGACCGAUGUUGCCAAGACAUUAGCUGCUGCACUCGGUAGUAUUGAAAAGAAUGAAGAUCCUCAGAGUCCACCGUCCAUCAGAAAACCAUCUGACAUUCCUAUUAUUAAUACUAAUGUGAGUUCUGAGGGUGAUGCCACACCCGAUGAUUCACCAACUCAGCAUCAACAAUCAAGUUCGAAAGCACCAGAAGACAAAUCAGAAGCCAAGAAACCUUGGAAACGUACAACACAAACAAUCCAAUCCCCAAGUUCAGCAAAAUCCUUCGAUAUACAAAUAGCUAAUUGGAGAAUGGAGAGUAUUGUUCGUGAAUCUGAAUCAGGAAGUGAGGAUGAGUUCUUCGAUUGUCAAGCUGCUGGGAUGCUCAUACCCAUCAUUCGAAGAGAGGAUUUUGGGGACAAUCCAUCGCUAGCAAAAUGGAGUUCGAUGGAUCUUCUGGCUGAGAAGGACGACUCAACGUCACCAACAGCACCUGCUUCAGACAAAUACCAAGACAGUAUUUUUUCUCAUUCGUAUUUGCAACGAGUAACAAGCGAGGGUAACCCCAAAAGACUGCAUCCAGUGAAAACGUCAGCGAGUAUAGACAUCUCCUGUCCACCAUCUCCAAGUCACUCACCAACACAUCAGCCAUGUCGUAUGACAGUUCUAUUGAUUGUCAUGCAUGCUGGGAGUGUUUUAGAUGCAAAUGUCGACUUGACAGCGAAAAAAUCGGACAUAACGACAUUCAGAGGUGCAUUUGAAUCAGUCAUGAGACAGCAUUAUCCAAGCAUGGUGGGUCACAUUGCUGUGAGAUUUGUCUCCUGUCCGUCAAUAUGCACUGAUGGUCUAGGAAUUCUCUCCAGCUUAAGUCCUUACUCAUUUGACGUGUCACCAAGCUGCACUGACACACCCCAAGUCACUCACGAUACAAUUCCCAUAGGAGCUAUACCAUUGCUAGCUAGUUCAUCUCCUGAGUAUCAGGAGGCUGUGUCCAAGGUGGUGAUCGGAGCUAAUCAGGUGUAUCAAGAGUUCAUCAGGAGUGACGAGGGAAAAGGAUUUGCGGGACAGGUGUCCUUCGUUGGUGAUUCUGUUGGUUCAAUUCUCGCGUAUGACGCACUCUGUCGAACAGGGCAGUAUCAAUCGAGACAUGGAAGUGAGAACAGUAUUCUCGAUAAUGACAAUCAGACAGGGGAGAAUGGAUGUGUUGAGGAUGGCCGACAUUUGUCUGCCCCAACACCAAGAAGAAGAUCAUCAUCCACAAGUGACAACUCCAGCCACUGCAAACUGGAAUUUGAGAUAAGUGAAUUCUUCAUGUUCGGUAGUCCCCUGGCCCUAGUUCUCGCUUACAGAAAGAUCUCGUCAACUGGUGAAAAAAGUCAUAUACAGAGGCCAAUGGUCAAUCAAGUCUACAAUCUCUUCCAUCCAACUGAUCCUGUUGCUGCACGAUUGGAGCCCCUUAUCUCAGCACGUUGUUCACUUUUACCUCCAGUCAAUGUCGCCAGGUACCAGAAAUAUCCACUAGGGAAUGGACAACCUUAUCACUUACUGGAAGCCAUUCAAACGAAUCCCCAGCUCUUCGCGGAGGGAUUGAAUGCCCCGACGACGCCUCUUCAACAUCUCCGUCGAUUAUCCGAUAUAUCGAUUCAGAGUACAAUGUCUGGCCUGAUUGAUAAUGUACCUCUUCAGGCUGUUUCAUCACUGACACAGAAAUGGUGGGGUAACAAAAGAAUUGAUUACGCCCUGUACUGUCCCGAGGGUCUUGCAAAUUUUCCAACAAAUGCACUACCACAUUUAUUUCACGCCAGUUACUGGGAGUCUUCCGAUGUCAUUGCCUUUAUUCUCAGGCAAAUUGGCAGAUUUGAUCUGCCAAUGUUGGGUGGUGAGGAGAAAGAACUCACUUGUUUCCGUCCAGGUCAGCCCAGAGAGAAAUGGAAUAGAAAACGAACAUCAGUUAAGCUCAAAAAUGUUGCAGCCAAUCAUCGAGCAAAUGACGUAAUAGUGAAAGAAGGUACACCACAGGUUUUAAUCGCCAGAUUCAUGUACAGUCCCAUUGAUGUGAUAGCCCUCACCGGAGAAAAGGUCGACAUUCACGUGAUGAAGAAUGCACCAGCUGGUGAAUGGACAUACUUGUCAACCGAGAUAACAGACAAGACUGGAAGAAUAACGUACAGAAUUCCCGAUGAUAAAGCCCUCUCCUUCGGACUGUACCCCAUUAAAAUGGUUGUUCGAGGUGAUCACACGUCUGUUGAUUUCUUCAUGGCAGUGAUACCUCCCAACACAGAAUGCGUUGUGUUCAGCAUUGAUGGUUCCUUCACAGCAAGUAUGUCAGUCACUGGGAGAGAUCCUAAAGUGAGAGCAGGAGCUGUUGAUGUAGUUAGACAUUGGCAGGAACUGGGGUACUUGAUAAUCUACAUAACAGCACGUCCUGAUAUGCAGCAACAAAAGGUCGUGUCCUGGUUAUCACAGCACAAUUUUCCACAUGGUCUCGUAUCAUUUGCCGAUGGAUUGUCCACUGAUCCCCUUGGCCACAAAGCAGCUUAUCUCAAUAAUCUCGUUGAGAAUCAUGGUGUUGUUAUUCAUCAGGCUUAUGGAAGCUCUAAAGACAUAACUGUGUAUACGGCCAUUAAUUUGAAGCCAAAGCAGAUUAUUAUUGUUGGCAAAGUAUCGAAAAAACAACAGGCAUUGUGCACUGUUCUUGUUGAGGGUUAUGCAGCUCAUCUGAGUCAGCUACAAUCACACGGUGGCUCAAGGCCAGCUCAAGGAAAUGCUCGAAUGGUGAUACCAAGAGGACAAUUUGGUCUGCCUGGACUCAACUCAUCCCUAAGACGCAGAAGUUCUUAUAGAACGACAAAACGCGCUAUUUCGCAACCGAUGGCAUUUGGUGGUAAACCAGAGGUCCUCGAGAGGAGUACGAGUGUUGGGCCACAUGGUGCACCGAGAUCAGCACCACCAACAAAAUCAACAGCACCGGAUAAAUUAUGACGUUUUGCUCGCUGCCGUUCAUUUUUCGAAUCACGGCAGCCGGAAAAUCAUUAACAACAUGUUACAACAUAAAUUUAUAGAAAAAGUUGAGUGCACAUUAACAAUUGCUCCAAAAAGAAGUGACUUUUUUUUCCAGUGACAAGUCUGCGAUUGUUAAGAAUUUUUUUAACUCGUCAGUAAAAGAAAGUUUGUAUUUAACUUCCAAAUGAAUAAGAAAAACGUAAAGAUUUUCCACUCUAGAGUGGAAAAUACCUUUCUCUCACUCAUCAGGAAGGGAAAUACGAACUUGUCGAGUAUUUCUGGUGUGUUAAUAAGGAAAAACAAAUUUGGGGGGAGGGGAUGGGAGUAGGGGGUGGCUGUUAUUUCUAAUCAACACUUUAACACACAUUGGUAUAAAAAACGAACAAAAUUUAAAGACAAAAAAUGUCUUUCAAUUGCCUUUUUAAAUUAGGUUUUUAGGGCUACAGGAUAUAUCAUGUGAUUAGAAAUAACUUCUUCUCAUUUUGGAAAUUAUACCGGCAAUAAAUUUCGGGUCAGAAAAAUGUAAAAAUACUCAACUGAUAGGAAAAUCAUUCAGUGCAAUUUAUGGUUGAUUCAUUAUGCCCCAAAUUACUAAGUUCAUUUAUUUGACAUUCCAUCGAGUUACCGGUCUCGAUAAUAUAUUUUAUCGAAAUCAUACUUGAGUCAACGUCUCUCUUGAUUAUUUAACAAAACACUUAAAAAUAUUAAUUAAUUGUUACCAGGAAACUAAUUGUUCAAGGCUGUUACUGAAUGUUGAGGAAAACAACUGCAUGGGAAUAACAAAUGGGUAUUGUAUGAUUUUUAAUGUUGAAUAUACUGGACGAUUUAUUUUUUAAAAUAAUAGAAAAAUGAGAUUAAUAAUUAUUUUCAUUGAACAUUCAUUUUUUAAUGCUUUUUGAAUACUAUUUUACAAUUGAAUUGAGUCAUCGCACGCGGACAAAUAACUUCAUAAUUGAUUGGAAUGAUGUUAUCAAGUAAUAUAUAAAUUAAUGAAUACAUAUUGACCGUUUGUAUUGUUGUAAUAUGUAUGAUAAUUGUAAAUGGAAGUGAUCAACGUAUAAAUAAAUAACAAACUAUUUUACGUCGUUAAAUAUUUUAUGUAAUAAGAGAUAUGAAAUAUAGAUAUAUAUUUAUUUUAAAAAUAAGUCAUAUUUUUGUUAGUCAAUCAUUGAGAGAUGAAUUCAUUGAUACUAUGGAUCGACGUUGAAAUUUGUUGUGUAUAUGUAAAUAUACGCAUGUAAUUGAUAAUUAUCUAAAUCAUAAAUCUCCAAAAAUUCAUGAAUUGAAAUAAUUUUAUCCGUAAAAAUUAUCAAAUUAAAAUUUAAUUCACGAUUUUUUGGGGACAAAUCGUUGACUCAUGUUGAUUUAUCUAGCGUGUGAUUAAUCCCUGAAUGUCAAAUUUUAUUCUUUCGACAUAAAAGUGAAUAAAAAGUGCAAAAAAAAUGUGUGAAGAUAACAAGCGAAAAUAUAUAAAAAUAAAUGAAUCAUUGAUGUUAA